AUGGCCCCCGGCAGCUCACGAGGUUUCAACUGUACGUGGGAACGAUGCAACAAGUCUUUCAAUCGCAAGUCCGACUUAUGCAGGCACUACCGCAUCCACACAAACGAGCGUCCAUAUCAUUGUACCUUCGCCAGCUGCAACAAGAGUUUCAUCCAACGCAGCGCGCUAACAGUCCAUUCGCGCACUCAUACGGGCGAAAAGCCUCAUGUGUGCGACCACGAAGAUUGCCGCAAGGCCUUCUCUGAUAUGAGUGUUCAAGCUGAUGAGAUACACAAUCAGUCGUCGAGUUUAGCUCGCCAUCGACGCAUCCAUACCGGCAGAAGGCCGUACAUCUGCCAGGAGCCAGCAUGCGACAGAAGCCGCACUCACCAACCAGGCGCACACACUCGACCAUCCUCCGAGGAGGCGCCGACUCCCGAACACAUUCCCUACCAGCCGCCUAUGAUCACCACCAUGCCGUCUACUAAUCACUACAUCCUCGCGCAACAACCAUACUACCACCCGCAGACUCACACGCCAACCUCGGAUUUCUACCAGACGCAGCACGGGCUCCCUUUCACCCAGGCCCAAGCAAUGAUCCCCCAGCCCAUCCCGACGGCGAACCUGCCGCCUCCACCUUUCGAGCAACAGCACUAUGCGCAGAUGAUGCAGCCUCGAUAUGACCCGCACCCAACCUACAUGCCCCCCGAGUACCAAUCACCGCCUCCUCCAUAUCCCGGCCACCAGCAGCAGCAAAUGGCCGUCGACGCACGUCCAAUGAUGGCUACAUAUCAUGCCGAUCAAUACAAGCCCCCUGCCCGAAUCCUGAGUUCACAGGAGGGUACGGACUGGUCGUUCCUCGGAGUAAGCUGA
Molecule: messenger RNA, 852 nt
Organism: Talaromyces atroroseus
Lineage: Eukaryota; Fungi; Ascomycota; Eurotiomycetes; Eurotiales; Trichocomaceae
Exons: 4
Coding region: 1-852 (283 amino acids)
Biological process (GO): regulation of transcription by RNA polymerase II
Cellular component (GO): nucleus
Molecular function (GO): RNA polymerase II cis-regulatory region sequence-specific DNA binding; DNA-binding transcription factor activity, RNA polymerase II-specific
Source: RefSeq, a predicted model, not a curated record